CAUUAGCAGCAGUUUCAUCAUCCCACACGCACGCGCAUUCUAGUUUCUAGCCGAUAGAAUUUGAUUACACAAAAAGUAGCUAGCAUCAGGGUUUUUAGCCGUUCUCUGAGAUUCUUCUCUCUAAUAAGGGGAGAUGUUGAAACUAGGGUUUAGGUUAUCGAUUGGCAUUCAACACCGCGUGCUCGUGAUCCCAUGGAUGAAGAGACACUCUGUGACGCCAAGAAUCUUGUGUUCAUCAGAGAAGCGGGAUUACAAUUCCUCUGGACUCAGUAGGUAUGUUCCCAAGAAGUCUCGGGAGAUUAGUGAACAAGUGACAUCUAAGCCUCUUGAUAGCUCUGAGAAGAGUGUAAAUGCUAGUAGAUGGGAUCGUAGUGUAUCGGAGUCUAUUAAAGCCAAGGGUAACACGAAAGAGGCUAAGGAGGAGGACUUGUAUAUGGAUCUGCAAGACAGAAACGAUGCUGGAGGUAGUUACAUGGAUGUGUCUUUUGAUGGCUCUAAUGAAGGUAUUACUAUGAGUUUGGAGAAGGGUAUGUCUGCUGGUAGAUGGGAUCAUUGUGUACCCGAGGGACCUAAAGGUGACUUUACAAGAGAGGGUGGAGCUGGUACGUAUUCUCACCCGCAGGGUAAAAACGAUGCUGGAACGUUCAGGAAUGUGUCUUGUGAUGAUUCUGGGGAAGAGUUGGAAGAGAGCAGUGAGGAUGAUAGAUCAACGACGAAACAAGCUUAUGAUGAAAUCAAGCGAUAUAUGGAUGCUGAGACUGCCAAGAGUAGCAAAGAAACCCAAGAGGCAGAGAACAUGGCUAUUCGUUAUCUUGGUUUAAGAGCAUAUACAGCAUCUGAGCUGAAGAAGAAGCUCAUUGGAAAGAAAUAUCCUCUUGAAAUCGUUGACAGUGUGAUCAAUGACUUUCAGCACCGAGGUUUCAUCAAUGAUAACUUCUACGCGGAAGCAUUCACACGGUCUAGAUGGUCUUCCUUAAGUUGGGGACCUAGACGGAUCAAGCAAGCAUUGUUUAAGAAAGGCGUAAGCAACGAAGAUUCAGAUGCGGCCAUAAAGCUUGUUUUUGAGAAAGACAACCAAUGCAAAGAAACAGAAGUUAGUCACGGGAUGUCCAAGGAAGCGAUGGAUCAGCUCUAUGUUCAGGCGUCAAAGCGGUGGCUCCAAGGCAGAGACUUGCCUGUAGAAAAUCGUAAAGCUAGAGUUAUACGGUGGCUUCAGUACAGGGGAUUCAACUGGGGUGUUGUCUCUCAGCUUAUCAAGAGGCUAGAAUCUCCACUGUCCUGAGUCUAAAGAUCAUUUUUUCUACAUCUUUAUGGUUUUGGUCCCUAGGUUUUUCUAGUUGUUUUGAAUUUCUUCCCAGUUUAUGUUCGAGUGAAGUUUAGCCCACAGUUUUUACAGUCAAUAAAUUCAUUUAUGUAAGUUUCAUCCACUCAGGGUUAGCAUUUAUAUAUGAGCUCAAAGAAUUUUAAUGAAAUCAUCGUUUUUUUUUUCUAAA
This is a messenger RNA of Raphanus sativus (radish), 1493 nucleotides long. RefSeq lists its product as uncharacterized. Lineage: Eukaryota; Viridiplantae; Streptophyta; Magnoliopsida; Brassicales; Brassicaceae. The record is from RefSeq and is a predicted model, not a curated record. Gene Ontology annotation, biological process: regulation of DNA repair. The transcript is spliced from 6 exons. The coding region runs from base 134 to 1282 and encodes 382 amino acids.